Molecule: messenger RNA, 1568 nt
Organism: Vitrella brassicaformis
Lineage: Eukaryota; Vitrellaceae
Source: the annotation of a GenBank genome assembly
ACUGUCGCAUACAGUACAUGUCAGUCAGUCACUUGGUCAGUCAGUCAGUCAGUCUGCCUGGGGCGACAAACGAUUCGACGGUCUCACUCGCUCGCCAUCCCCUCGACCGACCAAUCGAUAGACACGCUCAUCGCAUCACAACAAAUCACACGCACAGUCCGUCCCCUCCCUCCCUUUGUCUCACACACCCAUCCGACGCGUCUCUCGAUCCGCUGGAAGAGGUCCAGCCGCUCGCCCGUCCGGCUGUCCGUCCACAGCUUCACGGGGUGCGGUGCGAUGCCGCGGGCCGGGUUGCCCACCAAACGCUCGUUGCCCUUUGUCUGCAGGCACACAUAGACACACACAUACGAGAGAGAGAGGGAGACAUGGACAUAUGGAAAGGCCUAGUGGCUCCCUCCCUUGUGCCUUGCCUAACACACCUUGAUGAUCAAGGCCGCGUAGGAGAUGUGCUGUCGGAUGUCGGCAGCGAUGCCAAACAUCUUGGCCUUUUCAUGCACGUUGAGGCUGGGGAUGUCAUAGCUGUCCUGCAGGUGCGGCUCAGCGGCGAAUUUGCCCACGCCUUUGGCCAGCACGACUGCCGGGACGCCGUGGGCCGCCUCGAGGUGAUUGAAGAGAGGCGAGUGGAAGGCGGCGUCCUUGCCCUUGAGCCAGCGGACCGGCCGCAGGGCGUCGUUGACUACAUUCUCCACCUCAAGACGCACCUGCCUUCGACGCAUCCGCUCCGCCGCGGUCUCGGCCUCCUUCGUGUCCUUCUUGUCCUUCUUGUCCUCACGGACCCUCGCCGCCUCCUCUUUGCUCCUGGCUGCACGAGUCGCCUGACAAGUACCCGCCAGCCAGCCACAAAAGUCAGUACCAUAUGAGCAUUAACGUUUCCUCCUCACUGACUGACGCACCUGUUCGAUUCUUUUGGCCGCUGCCUCUAUGGCCGCCUCUGCCGGCGACAGGCGCUUCCUCUUUUUCCCUGCAGCCGGCUGUCGGCCACCGGCAUCACCCUGCGCUGGCAAGAUGCUGCCCAUGCCGCCCUCCCCAAUCAACACUCGCAGACGAUCUAGUGGAAUGGCCGGAUGCAACGCCGCGAUGGACAAUGGCCUCAGGUGGGCCUCCCCUCCGUCCACGCUCACCGCCUCGUUGACGUGCACUUUGGCCCCAUGGCGACAAAGCCAUUUGAUAGUCGCAGUCCCGCUCGCAUGAUGGCCGCGGUGGGACGCUGCUGCGACGUGCAGGGGCCGCCAGCCCUGCGCGUCCUGAGUGCGGAUGAGGGCGGCUCCUCCCUUGGCGUGCAGCAGAUCGAGCAGCUGCUCCUGCCGCUUGGGGUCCUUCAGGGGCAGCUCACAGAAACGGUGGAGGGCCGUCUGGAGGUUGGAGUCGGUGUCGGUGGCCAGGGACGGGUCGGCGGACAGCAGUGACUCAGCGAUGCGCACCUUGUUUUCGUCGGAGACGGUCUUGGCCUCAGCGAGGGCGUGAAGCAGGCCUUGGCCGGCCAGCUGCGGUCGGCCCUUCAGCAGAGCAUCGACAGCCCCACAAACGCCCCUCUCCACAGCUGUCUUGCGGGCCAUCCCUUCGCCCAU